AUGAGAGCACUCAAAGGCACAGUCCUUUUCUACCUGUGUGCAGCUUUAGCCCUGAGCAUCAUCCUGGAAUCCUCAGCCAAAUGGCCCGGUCUUGAUACCACCAACUGGCAUGUGCACGUCGUUAACGGUCUCGGCGGACAGAGACAACUGGUCGUCCACUGCUGGUCCGACCUUGACGAUCUUGGCUUCCAUACUCUUAACCCUGGUGGAGACUUCAACUGGCAUUUCCAUGUCAACUUGCCCGGGACAACGAAAUUCACUUGUGACUGGCGUGCAGGAAAUCAACACGCUUUGUAUCCUGUGUUUUGGAGGGAGGCUAGACAUAUGUGGCUUCGGACUCAUUGCGACUGGAAAGCGUGCUUUUGGAUUGCGAAAGACGAUGGGAUUUACCUCAAGAACGUUCCGGCGGGUCGUGACGAGCUUAUUCAUCCAUGGGAAACAUGA
This is a messenger RNA of Argentina anserina (silverweed cinquefoil), 444 nucleotides long. RefSeq names its product S-protein homolog 1-like. The transcript has a single exon. Bases 1 to 444 code for a protein of 147 amino acids. Lineage: Eukaryota; Viridiplantae; Streptophyta; Magnoliopsida; Rosales; Rosaceae. The record is from RefSeq and is a predicted model, not a curated record.